Photinus pyralis (common eastern firefly) is the source of this 1910-nucleotide messenger RNA. RefSeq lists its product as uncharacterized. The coding region runs from base 493 to 1863 and encodes 456 amino acids. The record is from RefSeq and is a predicted model, not a curated record. NCBI's taxonomy places the organism in Eukaryota, Metazoa, Arthropoda, Insecta, Coleoptera, Lampyridae. The transcript is spliced from 2 exons.
AAAGGGGUGGUCGGACUCAUUUUACGGGCCCUGAGAUUUGUGUUUUUAAGAGUUUGUGUGGGAUUGAGCUAGUAAGGGUAAGUUGUGUGGGUAUCUUUCAGGCUUAGGAAGUUUACACAACAAAUUAAUUGGCGCCCAAUAGCGUGAGGCAUCAGGGAAACGCGGAAGUAGGUUGUUUUUUAUUGAAAGUUUAAAGUUCAUUGUAGGCAGGAUUUAUUGUGCGACGGGUAAGAUUUUAUUUGGUAUCCGACACGAUAAGUUUAAAGGAUUUUUUUUUAACGCAAUUAUUUGAAGAGGUUUUUGGUUGUGACAGGUUAAGAAAGGGUUAGGUAGUAACGUUAUUGCGAAGGGUAGUUGAGUAGAGACAGGGAAGUUAAACAAAAAUUUUUAUAAGAUUUGGAAAAGAAAUAAAAGUGACAGCGAGCGUAGAGACGGUUAUUUGUUAUAUUUUUGUAUAAUUAUAACAGCGUAAAUUAUUAACAAGAGAAGAUUAUGGAUUCGAAGCCCGAGAGUGGAAUUGAUGUACCGACGGACGUCAGCGCAGAAAUAAUACCGGGGUCAGUCGACGUGCCGGAAGGAAAAGGAGAGGUCUCUACAAUGGGAUUAACGACAAUGCAGGAAGGGUUCUUUGCUCAAAUGAUAACGAUGAUGAGUGAGAUGAGGACAGAGAAUAAGCAAAUGAAUAACCAACUGGGGGACAAAUUGAGCGGUCAGAUAAAAGAGAUAAAUAAGAAGAUAGAGAACCAGAAUAAAACGACAGCGGAAUUAAGACAGGACGUGGUGAGAAUCAUGAACGAGAUUAGGCAAGACAUGCAGGAGAGCGUCAGAGAGGUAGAAAAGAAGACCGAUGGAAAUACGAGGGAGAUUAGAGAAUUAAGGACGGAUAUGGCCGAGAACAUCAGCGUGCUGCACCAACAUCACGAAGGGGUGAACAAGCGAGUGAUGGAGGUAGAGAACCAGAUUAGGAUGGAGGUCAGCUACACGCAGCAGGAGUUUGAAAAAGUUGAAAAGGGAUUUUGUCAUAUGCAAGAAGUCUGCAACAAAAAUAAAAGUACGAGUGAGGAAGAAUUAAAAGAACUACGGAAGGAAUUGGAGAAUAAGCCGAGACAGGGAGGAAUACAGUACGCCAACAAUUUUAAAGGGGACCUAGAUCGUCUGGAACAGUUCACGGGUAAGGGAAAAGUCCACCCUAUGACGUUUCUAAAAAUUUUAGAGGCGACGAUCCUAAACAACAGGCGAAUUUUUGGGAAACUAUUCACGAACGUGGACGAAAUCAGCUUGAUAAGAAGUGUUCUAAAGGAAGACGCGCAGAUUUGGUAUGACACGGUGGACGAGAAGAUUGCCAACUUCGAGUCAUUCAAGGAAAAUUUUAUAAGCCAAUACUGGGGCGAUUGGGAGCAAAAUAAAACACGGGACCAAUUAAACAUGGGAAAGUAUAACCGAAAUAGGGGUAGCCGUGUGAAGUACCUGAUGGAAAAUUAUUCACAAUUUAAACACCUAGAAAAUGGGAUACAGGAAUCAGUGCUGGUAAGGCGGCUGGCAAAACAUUAUGAAGAGGAGAUUUCCCAGAAGGUCACGAAGGACGACAUCACCACGUACGAAGAAUUUUUAAGGAUGCUCAAACGUUACGACACGGCUGACGAGGAGAAGGACGCCGCCUACGAUUAUAAGAUCAGGGAGCAAGGACGGCAGUAUGAAAAACAAGGAUACGGAAACCAGUGGAGAGGAAACAGACCAUACGGAGCGUAUCAAGAAACCUGGCGAGGUUGCUACCCCUUGUCCGGACGAAGAAAAGGGGUGGUCGGACUCAUUUUACGGGCCCUGAGAUUUGUGUUUUUAAGAGUUUGUGUGGGAUUGAGCUAGUAAGGGGAAGUUGUGUGGGUAUCUUUCAGGCUUAGGAAGUUUACACA